Messenger RNA from Westerdykella ornata, 1678 nucleotides. RefSeq names its product Metallo-dependent hydrolase. Gene Ontology annotation, molecular function: hydrolase activity, acting on ester bonds. The record is from RefSeq and is a predicted model, not a curated record. NCBI's taxonomy places the organism in Eukaryota, Fungi, Ascomycota, Dothideomycetes, Pleosporales, Sporormiaceae. Bases 242 to 1600 code for a protein of 452 amino acids. The transcript has a single exon.
GGUGUGCCUGAAUAGACGAGGAAGUCCCGCUAUUCCAUUCAUGGACUAGCGUAACGCCUGUCGAAGAAGACGUCAUACCUCUGCUCUCAAACCGCACCUUUUAAACAUUUUUAAACGGUUUGGAAUAUCUAUAAAGCUUCUCCAUUCGCUUUGUAACACUGAUACACAAGCUUGCUUUCACUGUCAUUUGAAGAGAUACAUCUGCGCUUCGCCUUUGGAGCCUUCAUCAUCGUAUCUAAAAAUGACUGAACAAGAAAGCUUCCCUUGGCACCUAGGCGUUUUCGACGCUCAUUGUCAUCCUACAGACACAAUGUCUAGCAUUUCUUCCAUGCCCAAAAUGAAAACGCGGGCCCUCACUGUGAUGGCAACGCGCUCAGAGGACCAGGAUCUCGUUGCCUCUGUAGCGAAGGACUACGGCGUCAAGUCAUCAGACCAGGAAGGGUGGAAGAGGGAUGAGUGCAUACUUCCAUGCUUUGGAUGGCAUCCGUGGUUCUCGUACCAAAUGUAUAUUUCUGAAGAGGAGGACACCGACAAGCAGAAUAGCCCACAAUCGGAGGAAAGUUAUGAGAACCAGCGCAAAAGAGGGGGAGGAAAGAUUGAGGAACAGCCCCUAACAGGGGAAGCCAAACUUCAGCAUUACCGGCGCGUUCUACUCCCCUCUGGAAAGCCGUUUCCACAGGAUCAACCACUCUCCAAUGAGUACAUCAAGAUCAUACAGCAUCUUCCGGAUCCUACAUCGUUCCGCGAUUUUCUUGUGCAGACGAGGCAUUACCUCCAGGAAUUCCCUUUUGCACUGAUAGGGGAAAUCGGUCUUGACCGUGCCUUUCGAAUACCAGAAGCUUGGGCGCAUUCAUCCUCAUCGGAGAGUGAAAGAGACGGGACUCUAACGCCAGGUGGACGAGAAGGGAGACGACUGACGCCGUUCAACGUUGACCUAGGGCAUCAGAAGCGCAUCAUGCGGAUGCAGCUGGAUCUGGCAGCUGAGAUGGGGCGAGCAGUGAGCGUGCAUGGAGUGCAAGCGCACGGAAUGGUGUAUGAGGUAUUGGCCGAAACAUGGGCGGGAUGGGAGACGAAGGUGCCAUCGAGAAAAGAGAGGAAAAAGCAAAAGGAGAAUCAGAAGAGACAGGUCAUUGCAGAGCAAGAAGAAGGGACUGGAAGUGGCAACGACGACCGGAAGGCCCGUUCCGUCGACGGCAGCGCAGGGCCGCCUUACGAUCCAAUUACUCCCAAAUCUGAAAAAAAGCCAUAUCCUCCUCGAAUCUGCCUGCAUUCCUACUCUGGGGACCCUUCCACCUUUAAACGCUACCUCUCUCCUAACAUUCCCGCGGAAAUAUUUGCCUCAUUCUCCACUGCGAUCAACUUGUCUUCUCCUCCAACUGCAAAUCAGGACAAAAAAUACAUGAAAUUUGAAGAGAUGAUUCGCUCAGUGCCGGAUCACAUGCUCCUCGUGGAGAGUGACUUGCACACAGCAGGUGACAGGAUGGAUGAGAUGCUGGAAGAUAUUGUGCGCCGGGUGUGUACCAUAAAGUCAUGGGGGCUCGACGAAGGCACGAAUAUUCUGAAGCGCAAUUGGAGGAGAUUUGUCUUUGGCAAAGAUUAGAGGCGCCCAGGAAUCCCUGAAUAUUAUCGAGGACGGCUCCGUACUUCCAUGCCAGCAUGUUUCGUUUCCUACGCAACA